AGCUACGGCUUUACGGCAGAAGUCCCCCACAUGGCUUCCAACUAGGCAGAAACGAGAGGGCGAAGUGUGAGUGGAAAUAACCCAAGACACCGAGGGAGGCAAUAGAGCGCCAGGUUACAGGACAGCCCGCAGUUUACAAAAUGGGUAAAAGUAAAACCACCAAGUUCAAACGUCCGCAGUUCAACGCGGUGGGGCUGCCGGUGAACGCUGUGAAGGAACCGCUCUCAGAGGAGGAAGACGACGAAGACAGCGGUCCGGCCGCGGAGCUGUUGGAAAAGUUGCAGAGUCCGAGCGCAGACGUGCGAGAGUUUGCGUGUGCCAGCAUCUCCCGGGUGGUGCAGCAGAGCCAGACCAUCCCCGGCUUCCUUCAGAGGGAUGCCGUGAAGCGCCUGGGUCCGCUGGUGCUGGACAGCAGCCUGGCUGUGAGGGAGACGGCGACUGGGGCACUCAGGAAUCUGAGUGUGUGCGGGGGUCAGGAGGUGUGCGAGGACAUGGUGAAGCACGACGUCAUGACCCCCCUGACAGCGCUACUCAGAGAGUGUUGUACCGGUUUUGACGGUGCCGCUGUAGCGACGCCAGACAAGAGCAACGCCGUCGAGGACGUCGCCAAUGAAGCUGUGAACCUGCUGUGGAACCUAUGUGAGAGCAGCAGCCAGGCGCUGUCCAUCUUCAACAGCUCGGGCCUCCUAGACGUGGUCGUCCAGUGUUUGGAGAGAUACCCCCACAACGUGGAGCUGGCCAUUUCUGCUGCCCACUGUUUGCACACUGUGACUGAGGACAACCCGGAGCUGCUGUGCAGCAUGAACGCGGCCGUGCUCGGGGCGCUGGAGGCCGUGCUGCUGUCCCCCCAGCCGGGCAUGGCGCACACCCUCCUACGGAUAUUAGCUGCCGGCACGCUGUGGAACACCAAGGGCAGCCUGCCCGCCGGCCGGCAGGCCCAGACCCUCGGCGCCGUGGUCGCCACCUUGUCGCAGUGCCUCGCCCUGGACCCGGGGGUUCUGAUCCCCGAGCUCAAACAGGCCGAAGAGGCCCGUUACAGACGCGCACCGCCCACGGCGGACGAGGAGCAGCAGGCGGCGGUGGAGCCCGCCGAGGAGGAGAUGGACGAAGGGGAGGAGGCGGCCAAGAAGAGGAGGGGCGGGAAAGCCGCCCAGGCCGACGGCGACUUCUCCGACCUCCUUCCCAGGGGCAAGGAGGAGCUGAGGGAGGCAACGGCCUUGCUGACAGCCCAGCAAACGUCCCUGGAGAUCAUUGUCAACAUGUGCUGCUGUGACGACCCUUCCGAUGACGAGUGGGAGGAGGAGUCGAGCAGUGACGAAAGCGACAUGGGUCCCGAUGGCCUCUGUGAUGGAGUGUCCAAUCUGAUGUCUCCAUUAUGCCUGUCGGCUGAGGUUCAAGGGGCCUUGAUCAACCACAACAUACCCGAAAAGGCAAAUAGUUCUCAAAAAGACAGGGUUCCCCCCACCAGAAGCCAUAAAUGUGUGCCAAAAGAAUCCCUCCUGGAGGGGCCUGAAGAAGAGGUAAUGAUGCAGCGUGUUCAGUCCCGCGCCCUGACGUGCCUCCACAGCAUCCUGUCCACCAUGGAUGCGGAGUCUCUGGGGGGAGCAGCGGCCCUGCAGGAGGCAGCGCAGCACCUGUCCACGCUGGUCUUCAGCACCGCAGAAAUGCCCAAAGACGAGGAGUUCCUAGAAGCCGUCAUCAGCGCCAUGCGGUCUCUGCUGCAGACGAUGGCUUCCAAAAACAUGUCUCAGUGUAUGACCCCCCAGCAGCUGAUGAGCCUGAGCGAGGCCGCCACCCGCUGCGAUGUCGUCAGCGUGAGGGUGAACGCCGUGGCCAUCCUGGGCAUCACGGGCAGCACGCUGGCCAAAGAGAGGGGCAGCGCAGAAACCCUUCAGAUGAUUGGAAACGCCUUACUACAAGUUGCUACCAGGGAUGGCGAUCUGGUUGUAAACGGAGAAGCCCUUGACGCUUUAUUUGAUGUUUUUGCGGACGGAGAAGAGGCGGAGAGGGCUGCUAAAAACAUCCAGCUGCUGCCUGCACUUAAGGCACUUCAACCUGUCUUCAAAGCUAAGAUACGCAAGGAUGGCCGAGGUAAAUACAGCCCACAGCAGCUGUGCGUGCUGGACAACGUCAAAGUCAACCUGAGAAGAUUCAUUGGUUAUCUAGAAAAGGCGAUAAAAAAAUAAGGACUUUGUGAAUGACAGCAUGGUGGAGAAGGACCCAAUGUGAGACGUGGCUGUGGUUGUGAAACCAUCAAUUAUUUAUGUUUAUCUUCUUUAAAUAAUGGUUAACUGUUUUCUUUAGUGAGAGUGAAGAUUUAUUUGUUUUUAAGACAGAGGGAUGGACUCUAUUAAUUAAUUGGCUUUGACGUUAUACUGUAAUGGAAUCUUAUAAACAACAUUUUUGAGAUAUCAUUGUGAGGGUGUGACACUAGUUUUCCACAUUAGCCUUCAUUCUAACUCAUGUUUCAGUGGGCUUAGCAUUGAUGCCUGCGUUUGUGUUGAACUGAGGCUGACCUUUUGCACCACAACUACGCAAUAAUGAAAGAAAGCCAUUUUUGUUUUCCUGCUUUACAUUGGAAUUUUCAGUUUUUGAGAAAGAAUCAGGUAUUCCAUGUCUUGAAUCUAAAAGAAACAUUUUCACCUCAAAUGUAUAAAACUGCUUUCCCUUCAACAGUUUUCAUCUUAGAUUUGUGAGAAAAAUUAAAGACUUUAAACGGAACUCUAGUUCAUUUU
Molecule: messenger RNA, 2735 nt
Organism: Menidia menidia (Atlantic silverside)
Lineage: Eukaryota; Metazoa; Chordata; Actinopteri; Atheriniformes; Atherinopsidae
Source: the annotation of a GenBank genome assembly